AAGCAUGGUUUACAACCCUCUAAAGCACAAAAUAAUUUACACUUCCAAUUAUGCCCCUCCAAAACUUUUAGCAUUUACCCGGAUCCAUCAUCACCGUCCAUUUCCUUUCACUUAUUCACACGGAUCGUGAUCUGACGGGUGAUAUUGUUUUCACACGGAUCCACCUUUCCCCUUCCUUCUCUCUCAUCUCUCUCACAACUCACAUCUCACCAGAUCUCAUCCGCCCCCAACUCCAUGCUUUCUCUCUCCCAGGUGAUUUCCAGAUCUAGGGUUUCAAUAACCCUGAAUCGUUCAUUUUCUCUCAAUCCGACAGAAGAUCCAGUGGGGUUGACCUCUAGAAGAUCCACUGGGUUUUUCUCUAAUCGGCGUUUUGCAACAUUCGGCUUUUGAUUCGUGUGUCUGACCUCCUGGUUCCGUUUUCCGGCUUUUAUUGGCGUUUUGCAACAUUCGGCUUUUGAUUCGUGUGUCUGGUUUAGUACCGAUGGGGAUUCGGCUUUUGAUUCGUGUCUGAUUCGUGUGUUGGUGUUGGAUUCGUGUGUGUGAUGAAGAUGGAGCAGUGGAGAUACACAAUCCUGGGGAACUAACCUCAUGAAAGAAUGAAACUGGUUUCAAGUAGCAUUGGUUAUUGUUCAGAGCUGAAGGGGGAAGAUUGCAGGGUACAGUUUGAUCGCCCAGAUUUAGGGGUUACAGGUUUGCCUACUGAAGUUGCUUUAAAAGUGAUGGUAGAAAAAAUGGGAGUUCCUGAUGAUAAAGCCCGAAAGAAAAUUCGCGGGUUGCAGAUUAUGGCAAACUAUUUGAUUGAUAACAAUAGUGUUAAGUUAGGGUGUUGCGACUGGUGGACUAAGCGAUCGAAGCGCGUUGGCACAUUAGAGUUGGACCGGAUUCGUAUGUCCAUGAGUGUUAUUGUCCGUGAGCCAGGUGGGCAUAACCGAUUGCUUGUCAAGGGUGCGGUCGAGAGUGUGUUAGAUUGUAGCUCACACGUUCAACUUGCGGACGGGUGCGUUGUAGAGAUGGACAAAUCGUGUAGACAACUAUUGCUUUCACGGCAUGUGGAAAUGAGUUCAAAGGGGUUACGGUGCUUGGGUUUAGCUUAUAAGGACGAUGCGGCGGGAGGAAACCAGAAAUGGAAAGCGUUUCGCAACAAUUAACCCGAGAAUGGAGGUUGAGAGGCUCUACGACGUCGUUUCCGGUGCUCCGGUGGUAGAGAUCUUCAGUUUUAUGGUUCAGACGGUUGUGGAUGCUCAGUGAUCUAUUUAUUGGCUUCUGUUUUUGGUAAAUCUGUUUAUUGGCUUCUUUGUCCGUUAUCUGUCUAAGUUUUUUCUCGGGUUUUGUUUAAUGCUUGAUUCUUUGUCCGUUGACUUUCUAUCGACAUUAUAUUUCGCUAUUGUCAGUAACUAUAUAACCUACUCAUGCUUUUUUUUAAUUUUGUCUUGUACAUGGAUAAUUAGUUUUUUAACUGUGAUAAAGAAGUUAAAAGAUAAUGUGUAUGGAUCGCAACUAACAAAUUAACUAAUUAGGUGAUAGGUUCAUGUAUUUGUUUUAUUUUCAGCUAAAAACAUCAGAAGAUGAAAACGAUCUUAAUUAAGGAUUUUGAAUAGACAUCAUAGCUUAGGUGCGAUAUUAUUGUGUUAUAUGUUGAAAAUGACGCACACUAAAUUAUUUAGUUUAUUUGCAUACUUCAAGACUUAAAAAGUAGUUUCAGUUAGUAUUACUAAAAAAAAAGUGGACGAUUAAUGGAACAAAAGUAUUUAAAAAGGUAAACAGGGAUGGGACUCAAGAAUACAUGGAGGUUUGCAAGCAGCUGCAGCGAGCACAGGCGCAACGAGCGCAGUUUGGUGAAGGUUUUUUUUAAUCAGUUUCUUUUGCUCAGUGAAGACGACAAGUUGACUGUCGCACGUGCCAGUAAAAUCAAAGGUUUUUGAGUCAGCCGUUCCAUGUUGCUGAAGUUUUCACUGGUGACCCCGAUAAAUAUGUGGAACUCAAAGAGAGCAUUGGCAGUUUCCAGGGUGAAAAGAGGGAACAGUGGUCAACAGUGGUCAGAAGCAUGCUUCCUCUACAACAUCUACUUUUGUCAUUGAAACUGUACAACAUCUACUUUUAUCAUUGAAACUAUACAUUUGCGUGUUGACAGUCUUUGGAACUGGCUAAUGUGGACAUCGAAGACGACAGAGUGGUGUUUGAUCCAUGGACAGGAACCGAUUUCAGAACCGGUGAUGCUCCAUGGUGGUCUUAGAAACUACGUUUAGCAUUUGUAGCAUGUGUUUGUGUUAUUUUAGCUUGUGUUUUUUAGUUUUGAAAUAGUAUAAGUGAUAUAAACAGAUAGGGUAUGGGGCAUGAAAAGUUUAGAACUCUAAACUAGAAGGUGAUAGUUGUAGUUGCAGAUCCCAGAUUUCUGAACAGGUUAUAACUUUUCUUUUUUGGGAUUCGUUAAAAUAACCGAGUUUUAUGUU
Molecule: messenger RNA, 2450 nt
Organism: Helianthus annuus (common sunflower)
Lineage: Eukaryota; Viridiplantae; Streptophyta; Magnoliopsida; Asterales; Asteraceae
Product: calcium-transporting ATPase, endoplasmic reticulum-type-like
Exons: 9
Coding region: 597-1148 (183 amino acids)
Biological process (GO): calcium ion transmembrane transport; intracellular calcium ion homeostasis
Molecular function (GO): P-type calcium transporter activity; nucleotide binding
Source: RefSeq, a predicted model, not a curated record